GCAUAGAGCGGUACCAGCAGCGGCAACAGCAUGGGAUUUCCGAUGGACGCGCUACCAGGAUAGAAGGAUAGGGUUCGACCGGCGAAUAUAAAAGGGAGGCCCUUCUCCGGGACUCCCAGGUUCUCACCAUCACAUCAGCAACAGUCUUAUUUCGCAGCAAUCGCAUUCUCUUUCGUACUCCGCACAUCACAGUACCCUCGUUCUCUGAAGAUGUACGCCUCCCUCGCCCUCCUGGCCCCUCUCUUGGCCACUCUCGUCGCUGCCGCGCCAGCUGCUCCGGCUACUGCUGCUGCCUCUGCCCCUGCCACGCCUAGCUGCGUAGCCGACUGGACUAUUUACCAGAACAAGGACCUGAAGGACCUCGGAGACCUCAAGUCCCACCCCGCUUAUAAGAAGAAGUUCAACAGCGCCUGCGAAUGUGGCAACGCAGUGAACGCAGUUACAUCGCCCGAGGCCGCCUUCUUUGUCUGGAACACCUCCACCAAGGAGUGCUUCCCCAAGGGGAUGACUCCUUUCGACCAAGAAAAUGAACAGAUCCUCAGCCUCGGCUGGCAGACCAGCGCUAACUCUAUCCCAGCUCAACGAGGUCUUCUGGGCACCGAUGCUCAGCUCGCCAAGGUCUGUAAGCCCAAGUUCCGUGUGCCUGGAGACUGGAGCAACACAUUCACCGCUUGCAGCGAAAUCUGCAAGAACAACUAUGGGAUUGAGGGCUGCGACUUUGCCAUCACCGUGGCGGGCCACGCCGGCCAAACCUGGUGCGACCUCUGCAGCUACGGCACCAACCAAGGGCAGGUGCUCGGAGCUCGCACCAAAUGGUAGAGCUUUUCAUCUGCCCGCACUUUAAGUUGUUUGCAUAGCCAUGGUCAUUUGAAAAGAUGUCCUCAUAGUAUAUCCGUCGG
Fimicolochytrium jonesii is the source of this 899-nucleotide messenger RNA. RefSeq lists its product as uncharacterized. The transcript has 4 exons. Lineage: Eukaryota; Fungi; Chytridiomycota; Chytridiomycetes; Spizellomycetales; Powellomycetaceae. The coding region runs from base 211 to 819 and encodes 202 amino acids. The record is from RefSeq and is a predicted model, not a curated record.